This is a messenger RNA of Prorocentrum cordatum, 2049 nucleotides long. NCBI's taxonomy places the organism in Eukaryota, Dinophyceae, Prorocentrales, Prorocentraceae. The record is from the annotation of a GenBank genome assembly.
GCUGAUUCUUGGUCGCGGAAGACGGAUGUCCGUGCCAUCGAACAUUUCGUCGCCAACAAAGCGGUCAGCAAGGCCCUCGCGCGGGUGCACGCGCCCAUGCGUUUCACCCAGGGCGACGACGUCCCGAGGAACCUGCAGGACAUGUUCCCAAAGCCCGCUCGACCGCUGCCCCCGCAGCCCGCCCACGAGAAGGUCCCGCCGGAGUUGCUGGAGGAGCUCGUGACGCACAUCUCGGCGGCUGUCGCGGCACUCCCGUCGAUGUGCGGCGCUGGGCCCAACGGGUCCUUCUACGAGCACCUCAAGAUCCACGCCUCCAUCCAGGGUGGCCAGCAGGUCCUGGCCAGCGUCCUCGCGGAUUUGCUGACCGGCGAGGCCCCACUCGAGGCGAACCGGGCUCGCCUCUUAAGCUGGACUGUGACGUCGACAUUCGCCCAUUGGUGUCACCAUCUGGCCACUGGCGUGCUGCGCUCCGAGGGUGGCCCUGUGGCGUGCCGACAUUUCGUCGACGCCCAUUUGUUCUCUGACCCUGAGCUCACCCUGACAGCCCUCGACGUAGCGAACAUGUACGGGAGCAUGUGUUUGGGCAACAUCGAGUCUGAGGGCUGCCCGUCGGCCUCCUACUUGGCUUGCCUGGGCGUCGCCCCGGUUCACGAUGCCUUGAAGGAGAACUCGGUGGUGGUGAGGCUGCAGCUGCACCCUGAAGCUUCGCGAGUGCUCAACGUGGUCUCCGGGGGCUUGCGACGUGGGGGUUCGGGCAUCCGACGAGUGGCAUCGCCCCCGCUGGUACUCAAGCAGCCUCUCGCGCGCCCGGGCGUGGACUCCGCCAGCGAUCCGGCCCUGCUCUUCACGAGCGGGCCCUGCGAGGAGGUGCUGGCAGAACGGAGGCGCACGCUGAAUCGCUUCAGCGAGCUCAAGGCGGCGGGGCUGGCCACGCACCUCGAUGUGUGUCUUGCUCGAGUGGCUACUGCCAGCGACGGUGUCUACCUCCAGCAGCGCCAACCGCCCACGGAGGCCCACUGCUCCGCGCUGGACAUGGUGGUCUUAGACGGCAUCUUCGACCUCCUGGGCGUGGGGUACGGCCUGUCGAGCGCGGCCCUGGGCUCCAAGCCCAACUACCUGGCCUCCUGGCUGCGCGACCUCACCGAGAGCGCAGAGACCACGGGCCUCGCCGGCGGUUCCGCCCUGCUCGACAGGGCGCCCGCCCUCCGGGCCUGCCUUGAAGGCGUCGUCACCGGCAUGUCGGCGCAGGGAGUGGACCUCCCAACUGGCACGAAGGAUGUUUUACUCCCAGGUUCGGCAGGCGCCGCGUCCAGAUGGCUCUCCGAAGUGGUUUCUCGCAUAGGCUCCGAUAUUCGUAGUGGUGCCACUGAGGAGUGCGUCACCACGAUGCUGGAGUCUGAUGGCGGCGGUGGUGGCUCAUGUUUUGCAGUCCCGACGCUUCCGCACCACUGCCUGACGAAUCAAGAGGUCGCCACCGCCAGCCGCCUCCAGAUGCAUUUGGAGGUUCAUGAGAAGCGGCCGGGGCACGACUUCCACUGCCUCCACAGGGGCGGACGGCAGUCCGGGUACCAGGUCCGCAGCCAGGCAGUCGACCUGAAGGGCCUCCAGGGUCUUAUGUGCAAGCGAUGGGGCCUCGUGGUGGGCAGGCACGACGCUCUCCGCGAUGUCCUUGCGGGCAUGAUCACGGAGCAAGUGGACAUCGACUACCACGACAAGCGGAUGGUGCGACAGUGCCUAGACGUCGCCGUCGUGACACCACACAUCAGGGCACUCCCAUGGGAUGCGCGCCUGCACAGGGCCGGGGCGCUCAUCGCGCGCGAGGAGAGCAACAAGAGACGCAAGUAUCAUAUGCUCAGCCUCACUCCUUUCGUGCUCUCUCACCUCGGCCGCAUGGGCGGGGGGGGCCAGGGCAGAAUCAAGGCCUUCGCCGAUGGCCUUUCCGAGCGCGAGCGGUCGUCUGCUAUAGACGGGUGCUACCAGCACCUAGCGGCGACGCUCCAGCGCGGCAGCGUGGCCCUCUUGGCCGCGGCUGCGCCCCUCAUUCCCUAG